Messenger RNA from Arxiozyma heterogenica, 2574 nucleotides. RefSeq names its product glucose-induced degradation complex subunit GID7 (gene GID7). Gene Ontology annotation, cellular component: GID complex. Lineage: Eukaryota; Fungi; Ascomycota; Saccharomycetes; Saccharomycetales; Saccharomycetaceae. The transcript has a single exon. Gene Ontology annotation, biological process: proteasome-mediated ubiquitin-dependent protein catabolic process. The coding region runs from base 1 to 2574 and encodes 857 amino acids. The record is from RefSeq and is a predicted model, not a curated record. Gene Ontology annotation, molecular function: protein binding.
AUGUCGUUUAACAAGAUUCAAUUGACGAAAUUAUUGAUCCACAGUUUAAAAGAAUUGGGUUAUGAUGAAACAAGUAUGACUUUACAGCGUGAAAGUGGAGGUAUACAAAUAGAAUCUAAUUUAGUGCAGAAUCUUUUCCAAAACAUUAGAAAAUCAUAUUAUUUUGAUAUCACUUUCAAAUUAUUAUCUCAAUUACCUUUGAUCUCUAAUAUUAAUCCAAGUGGAGUCACUUUAUACCAGACUUUAUCUCAAAUCGGAUAUUUUGCAAACAAAGAUGAAACUACGGAUGCCAAAAAUCAUAUUAAUUUUAGCAUAGAUAAUAAUAAUAACAACAAUGACAAUAACCAUCAUAUUAUGAUUAUUGACCAUUUUCAUAGACAGUAUGAGUUAUUUAAAUCUGUAUCAAAACAACUUAACACGAUUCCCUCAGACCAAUUACCCUCAUUUGUCAUGUCUCUGCAGAUCAUGCUGCUUGUCCAAAGACAAUAUUUUAUCGAACUUAUUUCCAUUAGUCAUAAUUUUAAUCAAUCUAUUAAUUUCUUAAGAAACAUUAUCCAAAAGUAUCACUCUCUAUACCAAAGAGUAUUCUCGUCUAUCUCAAUUUCUUUUAACAACACUAUUGCAACUGACCAAUUGUUGAUGAAACACCCGGACCUGUUCUUAACUAGCUUGACCGAAUUCAUAACUAAUCCCAAAUUGAUCAAUCAGUUAUAUUCAACACAAAAUUCCUACCAAGAUGAACUUAUAAAAAUAAUAUCAAAUAUUAUUGAUCCGGAUGAAUUGAUUCCUACUGGAAGACUGAUUACUCUAUUGAAACAAUCUAUUAAAUAUCAAAAAUUGACUAGUGGUGUCAACAUUUUUGAUGACAACACCAGCAAUUAUAACGGUAAUAGUAAUAAUAACAAUAAUAAUAAUACCAGUUUAGAUUAUUCUAAAUAUUCCUUAUUGGAAGAUAAUAAAAACUUCCAUGGAAAAUAUAAAUUUGAAAACAUUAAAACACUUUCAGUCAAUAACAACAACAACAACAAUAAUAAUAAUAGGGAUCCUAAUGGUAACGAAAUUUGGUAUUUACUAUUUUCUCCAGAUGGUAAAUAUUUAGCUUCUUCAAUAGCUGAUUCUUCAUCGGAUAGGAAAAUAAGUAUUUAUGAUGUUGAGAAUGAUUUCCAAAUUUAUAAAAUCCUAGCUGGUAAUAACCAAUACAUACUUUAUCUGUCAUUUUCUCCCAACAGCCAAUAUCUGGCAGCUUGCCCCUUUAACGAGAAUGCAAACAUAUAUGACAUUCAUUCAAAGGGUGAGGCAGUCUCUGAUGUCAUCAAUACAUCAACCACUAUAAGUGUCUACAAUAAUAGUCAUAUACCACUAAAAGAAAGAGUAUUGCCAGAGAUUAUAUAUCCAAUAGAUUCUUUGAAGAUUGAAUAUACACAUAAACCUUCAACUCAUAAUCAUGAGACUACAUCCACUUCUUCGCCAUCUUCGCCAUCUUCGUCUCCUUCUCCAGCAUUGAAUUCAUCGCCUUCAUUAUCUUCUGUAUCCCCUGAUCCAACAACAACUGAUUCACAUCCUUCCAAGAUCUCCCCAAGAGUUUGGUGCUGUGACUGGUUCCAUACAAAAAAACAUGAGAAUAUUAUUGUGUUUGGUUCUCCAGAUAGAGAUGUCAUCUUCUACAAUUUCAAUACAAAGAAAACUAUACUUCGAAUGUCACAGAUUUCUUCGUAUUAUCGAUCGGAUAACCAAAAUCAUAAAAAAGAUUAUUAUCAUGGACCAUCUCGUCGUGCUAACAGUAGUAAUACUCAUGAUGAUAAUGAUGAUAGACCUAAUGACAGUGAAAGAGAUGAAGAAAAUGACCAUAAUUUCAAUAUAGAUGAUUCCUCUAACAUCAUUGAAAACGCCAAUCUGUUCCCAAGGGUACAUGAUUUGAAGAUAUCAAACGAUGAUAAGUACUUAAUAUUAAUGACACACAAUGGAAUUAUUGACGUCUACGACAUAUCAAGCUUUCCGAAUAACAACUUAUUAAAAAGAAAUAACAACUCCAUAUUGGAAAAAUUUCUCCCACCAAGAGUAACACAAUUAAAUAUUGGUAAAAACAUGACAUGUAUUUCACUACCUGCACCAACUGACCUAAACAUCUUUGAACGAAACAAUGAUAUUGACAAUUUUCAACAUAACAUGAGUUUCAAGUUGAAUCAUUUAGUGUUAAUUAAUUUGCAAUUUAAUGAAAUUCAACUCUGGGAUUAUAAAGAAAAUAUAUUGAUUCAAAAAUUUUUUGGCCAAAGGCAAGAACAAUUUAUUAUUAGGUCAUGUUUUGGUUACCAAAAUAAAGUUGUAAUUAGCGGUUCAGAAGAUGGAAAGAUUUAUAUUUGGGAUAGAUCAAAUGGUAAUAUUCUUAAUGUAUUACAGGGUCAUGCUGACAAUAAUAUGAUUCUAAAUAAUAUAACUACAAAUGGUACUUCUAACACAAGAAAGAAAUUUACCAAAAAUUGUAAUGUUGUAGCAUGGAGUCCACAAGAUAAAGAUCUCUUUGUUUCUGGUGGUGAUGAUGGGUUAAUAAAAGUUUGGAAAAUUACGUACUAUUAA